AUGGAGGACCCCGUGGAGCCGAGAUCGAACGUUGAUAUCGACCCUAGAAUCGAGGCAGAAUUUCUCGAUCCAGAAAGAGGAUGUCCAUCUACGCCAACGACUAGCCCCGAUGCCGAUCGAUACCUGAGCACUGAUGCUGAGGGCGGCGGGAUAUGUGAGAGCAUACCGGACCAGGCCACCGAUCGGACGGACACCAAAGAUAUCAAGACGGGAAAUCAGACUGACAUCAAGGAUAUCGAGUCGAAAACGGAACAUCAAACCCAGAUCCAACUCAAUCAAGCCCAGAUCAAACUCGAUCCCGGCGAAGAACCCGACGCAAAACUCCCGAUCUGCCCGACUGAGGGCGUCGGAAAACGAGAUCCGCCGGCAGAAGGAGCUACAGCGACCACCCCACAGGAUGCCGAGGACGAUGAGGAGAUAUAUUACCAUGACAGUGGCGAUCUCUCAGCGGAAGAUCUUGAAGGAAACCUGGCUGUCCUCUCCGAAAUCCGGAUCACGACGACUGCGAAGGUGAGCAUUGAGGAUCUGCAGGUGGGAGACUCCGGAUCGGCCACACCUGAGGAGAUCGAGAGGCUCCGGCAAAUAAUCUGGAAGAAGCGACAUCUUCUGAUCGACAAAGGGAACGCCUUACCCCCCUGUGGCCAAGGGCGUCGUGUGUGA
Phytophthora megakarya is the source of this 660-nucleotide messenger RNA. NCBI's taxonomy places the organism in Eukaryota, Oomycota, Peronosporomycetes, Peronosporales, Peronosporaceae. The record is from the annotation of a GenBank genome assembly.